AUGGCGACCAACGAGGAAAUGAUCACCGCAAUCCGUGAUCAUGUCCAACACAACCCGCUCAACGCCCCCGACAAGGGACCACUGUGGCAACAGCUACCAGAGUUUCCUACCUCUACAGAGGUCAUGAACCCUGCUGCUACCACCAACGACCUCCCGUCAUUCCCCGUAGAUGCUCCCUUCGAGUCCAAGGCCUGCUACCUUGAGGCUCUUUACAAGAUCCUCCGAUUUGAAGCUGUUGAGGGGCUGCGUUUCUCGAUCAAUGAGUUCAAGUCAUCACCGUCCAUGGGUGACGACGAGAACACCUGUGUGUACACCAAGGUGCUCGUCAAAGGAUACCUGAUGACGAAGAUGAGUCCAUUCUGCCGCGUCAGCUUCUCGACCCAGAGGGCUGGCCGUAGAAUCCAGUGGAAGCAGGCCAAGCGUCUUACCCCAGGCCGUAUCGUCGCUCUCUCAACCGACAGUUUCCAGACCGACUGCCGUGUCGCUAUCGUUGCUCAACGCCCCAUCGAGGGCGGCCUCGAUCAAAACCCCCCAACCGUCGAUAUAAUAUGGGCCUGUGCCGAAGAAGCGGUCGUCGACCCCGACCAAGAGUUGGUAAUGAUCGAGUCCCGCAACGGCUUCUACGAGGCCGCUCGCCACGCCAUGAUUGGGCUCCAGAUGGCUGCCGGAGAAACCUCCCCCCUCGACAAAUAUCUUCUUCGUCUCGACACCCACGACUCCCUUGCCCGACAUAUUUCCCAAGAACCUCAUCUCGACCUAUCCUGCCUCGUAACACAGCUCACGCAGGCGCAGCAGCAGCGAGCCUUAGGCAGCCAGGAUCUCGAGCGCGUUGUCUACCAGCAGGUCGCCGAGAAGUACCAAGAGUGUGACAUGAGCCGUCCUCUGUCAAAGCAGGGCAUCCAACCGCAAACAAGCCUUGACGCAUCCCAACUCCAGGCCCUACAACGGAUGGUAUCUAAGGAGCUGGCAGUGGUCCAGGGCCCUCCUGGCACGGGAAAGACAUUUACCUCAGUUCAAGCCCUAAACGUCAUUCUCAGCAACCGGCAGCUCGGCGAUCCUCCCGUCAUCAUCGCCGCCCAGACGAAUCACGCCCUUGACCAGCUGCUUAUCUACUGCCAUGAGGCGGGCGCCAAGAUUUUGCGUGUGGGGGGUCGUACUGGAAACGAGAUCAUUAAGGAGCGCACCGUCUACAACCUUCGCCAGUCGCUCGGUAAGGGUGGCAUUGAUGGCAGGCUCAAGUACAAAUCACUUGAAAAGCAGCGGCUGCAAAUCAUCGAGGAGCUUAAGACCGUCGUAGAUGGGGUCUUUGGUGGCCAAGAGCUUCUGGAUCCCCAGGCACUGCUUGAUGCAGGUGUCAUCAACGAGGCCCAGUUCAACUCCCUAUCGAAUGAGGGAUGGGAAGAUGAUGAUGAGCCGGGGAUGCAGGCCUGGCUGAGUGAGGAGCGAAUCGAACGCCUACGACAGUCGCUAGAUGACGUCGAGUUCCCCGAUGAAGAAGCCGUCGACGAGCAAUUUGUUGAGAGCGAAGAUCCUGAACUGGACGACGACACAGCCGACGACCAAGACGAUCCUCUUCAUGGCAUUUGGAUCCCAUUCACCAGCUACUACACUGGGAACACUCCGCGAGUCCCAGGCUGGAAGCCUCGUUGUGAAGCUCUGCUUUCCCAGUCCGAUGACAUGUACAAAAUUCCAAUACCCUUACGUGGGGGUGUCUACCAAAUCCUUCAGGCCAAAUUGCGUGAAGCCUCGACAGCCCGGCUUCGAGAGAUAAUCCAACAGGCUGUCAGUCACGCAAAGCAACAAAAGGUCAACAAAUGGUACAGCGAUCUCAAGGUUCUUGAAAAGCACUGCAUCAACAUCAUCGGAUGCACCACGACUGGACUAACCAAAUAUCGUGGGUUUCUGGCCGCGACUGGCGCACGAGUGCUUCUGAUUGAAGAGGCAGCGGAGACCAGGGAACCAAACGUUUCCUCUGCGUUGUUCCCCAGCCUGGAGCAGCUGAUUCUCGUCGGCGACCAUCAGCAACUUCCGCCUCAGUGCGACAUUGCCCGACUUGGUGAUGAGCCAUUCAACCUCAAUGUUUCUCUGUUUGAGCGUUUGGUCCGCAACAAUGUUCCUUACACCAUGUUGAAUCAGCAACGACGCAUGGCUCCUGAGCUUCGGUACAUUGUGCAAAAGUGCUACCCCGGUCUGAAGGACCACCCUCUAGUGCUGGACCAAGCCGAGCGUCCUCCGGUUCAAGGCAUGGGCUCCCGUCGAAGCUGGUUUUUCACACACGAGUGGCCAGAGGAGACAGAUCCCGACAACAGCAAAUUCAACCACAAGGAGGCUGAGAUGAUCGUUGCAUUCAUGAUUUACCUGGUUCAGAAUGGUGUCAAACCAACGGAUAUCACUGUCCUCACGUACUACCGAGGGCAGCGGAAGAAGAUUCAGAGCCUUCUGAGGCGUGCGCGUGACGCAUUAUCACUCGGGGCAUGUCGCUUCAACGUCGCGACGGUGGACUCAUACCAGGGCGAGGAAAACGAGAUCGUUCUGCUAUCUCUUGUGCGGAGCCCCCCGGCGCCAAAUGAGCCCAAGCGUGUCGGUUUCGUCGAGAGUCGGAAUCGCGCAACAGUCGCGGUGAGCAGAGCCCGUCGUGGUUUCUUCAUGUUCGGAAACAAGAACAAUCUUUUCCAAUCUACCAAGCAGUCCUUCGACACAUGGGCUCCUAUCUGGAACGGCUUUGCGGAACAGCAGCGCGUUGCUAUGGACAAGGGGCUGCCAUUAGUUUGCCAGAACCAUAAUGACAAGCAGGGCACAAAUGAGAUCUGGAUGAAGUCCCCGGAGAGCUUUGUCGGGAAUGCUGGUGGGUGCUGGAUCAAAUGUGACGGCAAGCUUCCAUGUGGGCACGAUUGCGUUCUCAGCUGUCAUGUGAUUUCUCACGACAAGCUCACGUGCCUGAAUCCCUGCACCCAAAUUCUCCCCUGCGGCCACAAAUGCUCAGGCGUUUGCACCGACCAAUGCCGAUGCUGUGAGAAUUGCGAACAGUUCAAGACUCUGAAGGUCGAGCAGCAGAUGGCCCAGCUUCAACUUGAGUCUUCUCCCUUGUCCUCUUCAGCGAUACCCUCAGCAGCUCCGGAUCAAAUCCGUGACAGCAGCCCGGAGAAGUGGAUUGACUUCAGCAAGAACCCCGCCAUCCACGACGAAGUCAUCCGCGAAGCUCGCCUCCAGGCGCUCAACCCCUCGCCCGAGAUUGAAUUGGAUUCAGCGCCUCCACCCAAUGCCGGCCAACGAGGGGGGAUCAAUGAGCUUUUCACACCGGUCACUGUCAAUCGAGAUGGAUUCCGAGUGAUUGGACAGCAGCGGACUCAGAGUCGUGGUACAGCUGGACACCAGCCUUUCCCGAGGGCUAACAACCAGGCUGUCGGUAACCGCCGCGGAGCUGCCAACCAGAAACAGAGCCCCCAGCCACACAUGCAAGCUCGUGCUCCAUCUGGUAACAACCGUUCCCAAGCCACAUCACGAUCCCACGGAGGAAAGCCGAUGAAUUCCCAGCGCAAUCAGGCCCAAUUGUCUCGGAGUCCGCAGAAGAGCAAGCGACAUUUGACACGCAAGGAAGAAACCUUUGUAUCUCGAAAAGACCAUGGAGAUGACUCCCUACAUGUGAUUAAUUCUCCGGCACAGCCCUUGGGGGGAGUUAGGUGCGCCCCAAGCGAAGCCACCGCCGACUUGAUGUCAUUGAUGGGUGAAUCUGACCUCGGGUUCGAGGCGGAAGUGCUAGGGAUUCGACGGGGACGACACCGUGACGAGCCAAGCCCAGCCGACACCAAAGCUUCACCAAAGCUUCAGCAGCACAUGGAUCUCGAUGUCGAAUCACUGAUGUCAUUCGGCGUAGAUGGUACUUCCUCCCCAACAAAGCGAGCUCAGCCACCCAAUAUUGAUAACAAGGAGGAUUGGCUUAUCGACAUUUGAUUGGUUUGAAGGUCUCUGGUAGAUGUUUGAUGGAUUCGUGGACUUGUCUUGUACGGUAUUAGGCAUGGUGUAGGCAGAAGCUGUCCCGGCGGUGGCACUCCACACGCAAUCUUCUUGCCCAGGCAAGUACUUGCGCUGGGUCUUCAGCGUUUACCACUGCAUGAAGGGGCCAUUUAUGUCCUCA
Molecule: messenger RNA, 4135 nt
Organism: Diaporthe batatas
Lineage: Eukaryota; Fungi; Ascomycota; Sordariomycetes; Diaporthales; Diaporthaceae
Exons: 3
Coding region: 1-3951 (1316 amino acids)
Biological process (GO): regulatory ncRNA-mediated heterochromatin formation
Cellular component (GO): nuclear RNA-directed RNA polymerase complex
Molecular function (GO): helicase activity
Source: RefSeq, a predicted model, not a curated record